Molecule: messenger RNA, 240 nt
Organism: Adineta steineri
Lineage: Eukaryota; Metazoa; Rotifera; Eurotatoria; Adinetida; Adinetidae
Source: the annotation of a GenBank genome assembly
AUGAGUAUGCCAAUGAAACAGCGUGGAAAAAUUAUAUUAGAAUUUCUCACUGAUCUUUUUAUUGAAGCUAAUGCUGAUCUACAUGCCGGUACUCUCACGUCAAAUUGGUGUCGAUUAGUUGAUGAAAUGAGAUUUGUACUUGGCAAGUUCAGUCCAUAUUAUACCCCUGAAAAUGAAUAUAUUCUUGCUAUGACUGAAAAAUCUAAACGAUUUUUCGGGUCAAUAUAUUUGUAUCGUUAA